UGCUCGCGAGUUCAGACUGCCCAGGUCUUUCCCCCGCCCGUAUCUCAAAAAGAGGGGCAUGGCAGCCCCCGGUGUCACCGCACUGCCCGCUCCCACUCUCCCCGCGUUCUCCCCUUCGUCUUCUUCCCCUCAAGAACAUCCGUCUCUUCACCUUUUUCUCCCCACGUUUAUCAUCUUCUCCCUCCAUUUCUUGAUUCUUUCUCCGUACGAUCUUCUGCUAGUAGCUUGCUUCGUGCGCUUGCUUGCACGGACAGACUUCUUGCUGCGGCUUGAAAGGGGAGAAAAGUGGAGCACGGGAUGGGUUCUUGCGCUUCGGUUCACAAGGACCCGGGGCUCCCCAGGAAGCUGUUUCUUGUGUCGCCCGCCAAGGCGAAGGCCGUGAACGGGAAGGGCGGCGGUGGCGUUGCUCCGGUUGGUGACGGCUUCGGUGAUCUCAAGUGCAAGGCCGAGGGGGAGCAGCGGCGGGCAGGGUUUGGCCCCAAGAGCCCGGAUUCUGGUAGCAAGGAUGAAAUGUUCUUUGAAUCUCGAGCCUGGUUAGAUUCUGACUGCGAGGAUGACUUUUACAGUGUGAAUGGAGAUUUCACUCCAUCUCGUGGUAGCACACCAAACUAUCAACCCAGAACGCAGACAGUGAUGACCAACGUCUUUCUACCGGAUAAACUGCCUAGUUCCAAAUCAUCCGAGCCUUCUCCAACUGGACGGAGGAAGCUAGCCGAGCUCCUGCAGCAGGCGAUGCAAAGCGACUCCGAAGAAAGCACCGAUAUCAGCAAGAAUGAGAAGCAGCAGUUGCAAUCUGUCACCGCAGCUGGGAAACCAGUGUCUGAAUCCAGCUCCGCUUGCAGUACAGAACUGACGCCGAUCACAGUAGCCAAGAGUCGGAAAACGAAGGCGUGGUACACUGGGCGCUGUUGCCUGCCGGGCUUUGUUCAUAGCCUAACCUUAGAUGAGAGUGAGAAGAGGCAGAAGAUGAGCCCUGGGCCCUGUGCUGUUUGACAUUGCUGCUCCAGUUCCUCCUGCUCUGAGCUGUGUUUAGUACAAUAUAUAUUACCCGAUCCGGCCCUGAAGUUACUGUAAAGAAGUGUAUUAAGAGUACUAUAUCCUUGUAAUAUUCAAGUGGAUAGUAGUUACUCUGAGAAUUGAAGUGCAAAUCCAUGUUAAUCAAUUUUAAGAGGAGAGCAUCUAGCUAAAGAAAUGCUCCUUAUCUGUGCAUAUCUUAAUGAAUCUUCAUGGAUAUAAAUAUUUUACACUUGUCAGCA
Phragmites australis (common reed) is the source of this 1256-nucleotide messenger RNA. RefSeq lists its product as uncharacterized. The record is from RefSeq and is a predicted model, not a curated record. Lineage: Eukaryota; Viridiplantae; Streptophyta; Magnoliopsida; Poales; Poaceae. The transcript is spliced from 3 exons. The coding region runs from base 298 to 993 and encodes 231 amino acids.